Messenger RNA from Daphnia magna, 561 nucleotides. Its product is annotated as secreted RxLR effector protein 161-like. Lineage: Eukaryota; Metazoa; Arthropoda; Branchiopoda; Diplostraca; Daphniidae. The transcript has a single exon. The record is from RefSeq and is a predicted model, not a curated record. Bases 1 to 561 code for a protein of 186 amino acids.
AUGGCUGAUCUUCCUUUCCGUGAAUUCGUGGGGUGUCUCAUGUACGCGGCCCUCACUGUGCGCUUUGAUAUUGCCUUCACGGCCGGACAAUUGGCGCAACAUUGUCAAAACCCUGGUUUGGAACACUGGAAAGCUGCCAUACGGGUUUUUAGGUAUCUUAAGGUAACAUUCAAUCAUCGCCUCUGCUUCGGAGGAAACGACUCCAACUACCAUGUCCUGGUGGGCUAUUCAGACGCUGAUUACACGGGCGACACGGAUACUAGACGUUCUACUUCGGGUUAUGUUUUAAUUUUAAAUGGUGGUGCUGUUACAUGGUCUAGUAGAAGGCAAGCAAUUGUUGCUUUGUCCACAAUGCAAUCAGAUUACAUUGCUGCCAGCGAGUCAACCAGAGAAGCAGUAUGGCUUUUGCUGGACAUUUUGGGUACAACCCAGAUUCUACCUACACUUAUCCGCUGCGAUAAUGAAAGUGCGAUUGGACUCGCCGACAACCCUUUAGCUCACAAAAGAGCUAAACAAAUUGAGGUCCGUUAUCAUUGUAUUAGAGAACAGGUUGAGGUCUAA